GUUUCAGCUUCUCUUGGGCGAUUUGUACUUGCUUACAUAUACAUACAUAAAAGACAGAAGGAGCCCUCGGAAUUCAGAUCAGAUUCAGACUAAACUUCGCUUGUAAAAAUGUUCAAACUUCUCGUUCUUGCAACGCUGUUUGUAUUGGCAGCAAGUAUAUCAGUUCAAAAUUUGGUACGCGAUAUGGACAACAACAUUUUGGACCUGAAGAGUGGACAACCUGGAGAAGUAAUGGAGAUGGUCAGACACAGUCCACAGGAAAUGCAGAACAGAUAUUCGGAAUUAGUUGAUAAUAUUUUUAUGAGCGUUAUCAGUAAUAUUGUGGGUGGCAACGAAAAAAAGCACAUCUAUCCGCUCUAA
Cylicocyclus nassatus is the source of this 360-nucleotide messenger RNA. NCBI's taxonomy places the organism in Eukaryota, Metazoa, Nematoda, Chromadorea, Rhabditida, Strongylidae. The record is from the annotation of a GenBank genome assembly.